UCGAAGCUUCUGCAGGUGCUGGAAGAGGCGCAGCGUUGGCGUAAUUCACGCGUUAAAACAUCUCCAGCGAUGGCUUCAGCUACAGACAACCGUUAUGGCCAAAAGGAGUCUUCUGACCAGAACUUUGAUUACAUGUUCAAGAUCCUGAUCAUUGGCAACAGCAGCGUCGGAAAAACCAGCUUUCUGUUUCGCUAUGCCGACGACUCUUUCACUCCAGCUUUCGUUAGCACGGUGGGCAUCGACUUCAAAGUGAAGACCAUCUACAGGAAUGACAAGAGGAUCAAGCUGCAGAUCUGGGACACAGCAGGGCAGGAACGCUACAGGACCAUCACCACAGCCUACUACAGGGGGGCCAUGGGCUUCAUCCUCAUGUACGACAUCACUAAUGAGGAGUCCUUUGCUGCUGUACAGGACUGGUCUACACAGAUAAAGACAUACUCAUGGGAUAAUGCCCAGGUGCUUCUGGUGGGCAACAAGUGUGACAUGGAGGAUGAAAGGGUGGUCGCCGCUGAAAGGGGCCGACAACUAUCUGAACAUCUUGGUUUCGAGUUUUUCGAGGCCAGCGCCAAAGACAACAUUAACGUGAAGCAGACAUUCGAGCGGCUGGUAGACAUCAUCUGCGAGAAGAUGUCAGAGAGUCUGGACGCCGCUGACCCCGCCGUCACAGGGGCCAAACAGGGGCCGCAGCUGACCGAGCAGCCGACUGCCCCACACCAGGACUGUGCGUGCUAAAAGCUAAAAGAGUCCCCCUCCCUAAAGCCUCUCCAAAUACACUGCCCUGCACUACCACAUCCAGGAUAAAAGGUAAUACAACAAUAAAAAGGGUUAAAGAAAAGAAAUCUAAACUCGGCUCCUCCCACAACACGUAUUCCCUCUCAUUUUCUACCCAGGCCCUUUUCCACUAUGUUUCGUUUCAUUUUGAGAGCAUGAUUUAAUUUCAUUCCCCAUGACACUAUGUUUAUGAAUAUGUCCACUUUUGCUACCCACCAGUCUCAGACUCGGUGAGGGAAAGCCAUAUUACACGUUACGAUUUUACCAUUAGUCCUAAGUUUGGCGAGGCACAAACUAUGACUUUGUGUGUUAGCUUUUUUGCUGAAUGCUGUCUCCUCUGGCCUUUAUUGUGCCAUUUUUCAUCUUUUUUUAACCCUCUUUCGUUUCUUUAUAUUUUUGUAUAACUCCUUUUGUUCUCAUGCUCUCCUUUUGUUAAAUGAAUUACGAACAAAGAAUAGAGAAGAAAUUUCUGUAUAUUUAUUCCAAAUGUGUAUAUAGACAAUGUGCAGUAUUUAAUUGAUACAGGUAUAGUAACAUAUUCAAGAACGUUUUUGAAAACGACAUCAUUCCGAGAGUUAUGAAGAAAACGAGAAGUCAUGUUAGUGUUUUUGUGGUAAUCCUUUGCAUUGCUCGUCACAAACCUCUCUCGCCGAAUUGUAGGUGUACCUUUUAGUCACUGGACUGCUUCAUCUUAAACCCCUUCAUGAGACUUUGUGAAAUUCAAUUGUCAUCCACAGAUAUUCCUCAGUGUAAAAAUGCAUGGAAGGAAAUGAAGCCAUUUAGGCGAAUAGUUAUCAGAUUCUGCACUGUUGAUUUAGAUCCAAACACUUGCAAACUGAAAGAUAGUUCACUAUGUGUUCUUGCAGUCACAACAUUGUAGCAGCAGGACUUUUAUUCUGCCACGUUUAAAGGAGUAUUCCAUUAUUUUUCAAACUAAUCUCCAUCUACCACAUUUGCAGUACAGUCAAGUACCUUGGACAGUAAUUUCCCUCUACUUAGAAAAGAGCAGAAGAAACAUUGAUUCGAAACACAUUUAUAAUGGACAUCAAUGGGCAGAUGCUUCAGCUGAAGCAGCUGGUUAUUGACUUCCAUUGACUUCAAUUAUAAAAUUCUGGUUCUUUUGCUAAGCUCAGAGCAGUGUGACAAAAUUGUAGUGCUAAUGGACCAUAUGCUCCAGAUACGGCAGAGAUUAGACUGACAAAUGCUGGAAGUUCCUUUAAAAGCUCCACCUGCCAAACCAUCCUUUGGCCCAAGUUUCAAAGAGUGGAGUCCUCUGAUUUUGACCUAAGAUAAAUGUUUUAAUGUCCAAACGACGGUAGGACAUUUAUUCUUACACUGUGCUGCAGAAGACAAGUUAAGGAAAACAUCUUCUCAUGUUGUAAAUGUGUACUUGUAACGUUACAAGGCCGAUCGUCAGGACUGUUAGUAGACAUAGCUAAUAUAGGCAUUAUUAAAAAUAUAAGGCAGUGAUGACAGGAACCAGUGCCCCUAAAUAACUUUUUUGUGACUUCAGUGAAUUCUCCCUGUACUACGACAGAUAAUUCCCAGCUUUUUUUUCCUUUGCUAUGCUGUCUUCCUGAAAACUACUGUAAAUAUAUUUGAGUCUUUAGUUUUAUGUGUGGAUUGUGCUGUAUUGACUCUGGGUAAAACAAGAAGAGAUAAGAGAAAAACUUAAAUUAUUUAAAGUAUGUGCUUUAUCUGCUAUUGUGUAUGCCUGCUUGUGAAUGAAUGUGUCACUUUAUUACAAAGCAAUAUUGAGAAAAUAUCUUUUGAAGUAUUAUUCGUUAUUUCGUCACAUCCUUUUAGGUAUGAGGGGAAUAUUAAAGGAUUUGCAAAAAAAAAAAAAUACCGGUACAUGGAAUCUCACAGGUUUGCAGGAAUGCUUCUUAAAUGUGUUUGCUAUGGUUUUUAAGUUAGCAUGUCCCGUCUUACUUCUCAGUGGGAAGAGGAUGAUUUGAACAGGAAAACAGAGGCAAUAAAAAGUCUACAGCGCUCCAGUGUGACACCAGAUAGUGGUGAGGUUGUCCAAGCAGACCCUUGUGUCCUCCGAUUUACUUUAUUAUGAUCAUAAUAAUAAAUUGAAUCAUGUGCAUCUGAUGCAAACACAGAAGCAAACGUUCAGCAUCCUCAGUGCUCCAUUUCACAUCACCCAAACACUGAAACCACACAGAGUUUCAGUAGGAAAAACACCUGCGCGUUGCUUUUCUAUUUUUAUUGCUUUACUGUCUUACUUUCGUUGGUUUGUUUUACAGUCUUCACUCUAAUUUGUAUGCCUCAUUGUGAUCUUUUUCUAUUUAUUUUAUUUUUUCUAAUUUUCUUUUUCUUAUAUAAGACUUCAGUGUACGUUUAAGAAAACAAGAUCAACUAUUAUGCAGUAGUAAAUUUACUCUAAAUACAGGGGUAUGGUGUCAAAUGUUCAAUGGUGAAAUUUACCAAACCAAUUGUCUAUGUUGUGGAAAAUACAGAAAUGGAAAAAAAUAAAUAAAAAUAAAGGUUUGUGCUGUAAAA
Messenger RNA from Colossoma macropomum (tambaqui), 3279 nucleotides. It is a transcript of the gene rab3ab, whose product is annotated as RAB3A, member RAS oncogene family, b. The transcript is spliced from 5 exons. Lineage: Eukaryota; Metazoa; Chordata; Actinopteri; Characiformes; Serrasalmidae. Gene Ontology annotation, cellular component: endosome; plasma membrane; axon. Gene Ontology annotation, molecular function: GTPase activity; GTP binding. Gene Ontology annotation, biological process: axonogenesis; regulation of synaptic vesicle fusion to presynaptic active zone membrane; maintenance of presynaptic active zone structure. Bases 70 to 732 code for a protein of 220 amino acids. The record is from RefSeq and is a predicted model, not a curated record.